AUGGAAAUGCCAAAAGAAUUAAAGGACAAAGCCAAAGGAAGAUAAGCUUAUAAAUACCAAGACAGAACAAUUUAUGAAUGGGAAUAAACAAUUGAUGAAGUUCAUAUAUACAUAUAACCUCCUAAGUUUUUGAUACCAAAAUAUAAGGAAGAAUUUAGAAAAUAAUUACAGCCAGGUGAGAAAUUGCCCGAGUUAGAGAUAAAAUUUAAAACUAAUCAUCUUGAUGUUGGAAUAAAAGGGAAUCCUCCCUUUCUAAAUGAAGAUCUUGGAGGGCAAAUCAAAUCAUCAGAAUCAUAUUGGAUGAUUGAGGAUGAUGAGCUUCACAUUCAAUUACAAAAAAUGUAUAAAGCAGAAACAUGGUCUUGCGCUGUCAAAGGUCAUGCCGCUCUUGACCCGCUUACUCAAAAUGAGGUGCAAAAAAGUAUAUUAUUAGAAAGGUUUCAAGAGGAAAACCCAGGCUUUGAUUUUUCAGGCGCAGAAGUAAAUGGUAUGGUACCUGAUCCAAGAAACUUUAUGGGUGGAGUUAGAUAUACAUGA
Messenger RNA from Stylonychia lemnae, 537 nucleotides. The record is from the annotation of a GenBank genome assembly. Lineage: Eukaryota; Ciliophora; Spirotrichea; Sporadotrichida; Oxytrichidae.